AUGAUUCCGACAAAGUACUGGAGCAGAAAAUUCAUAGUGUCUCCUAUCUUUCCCCAUAACUAUUUCAUUGUGAGAGUAUAUGCAGACCAGGACGGUACUGUAAUACAUUUUUACAACAGCACUAAUCACUUUGCUGAAUACAUGAACCAAGGCUCGCAAGUUGAAAUAUUGUUUGGUUCUGAUCCAGCGGUGAUAAUUUCAAACAAGCCAAUAAAUGUUGUGCAGUAUUGUGUAGAUAACGAAAAUAUGAAUGGCGAUCCAUUCAUGACAAAUGUGCAAGGAAUUGACCAAUUUGUCGACUCGUACACGUUUGUUACUCAGAAAUAUUUUAAUUCUGAAAGUACUGUAGCUAUAACAGUAAAAAGAAACAAUACAAGUGGACUUAGAUUGAAUGGAAAGUCAAUAUCGUCAUGGAGUACUAAGACAGUUCCUGUUCCACAUCCCAUGGACGACCAUGUGGUCAUGUUUGUCAAUAUAUCAUACAACUCAUUGUUUGAACUUCACCACAGGGCCGGAAUAAGAUUUGGAGCUACUUUAUAUGGGUUGCUUUCCACAGAUUUUGCAUAUGGGUAUCCACUGCAAAUGAUGCUCUCAAAUGCAGGUACAGAAUAUGGAAAAAUAUAG
This is a messenger RNA of Mercenaria mercenaria, 624 nucleotides long. RefSeq lists its product as uncharacterized. The coding region runs from base 1 to 624 and encodes 207 amino acids. The record is from RefSeq and is a predicted model, not a curated record. The transcript has a single exon. Lineage: Eukaryota; Metazoa; Mollusca; Bivalvia; Venerida; Veneridae.